CUCAUUUGAGCGCACAGUCCCUUCCCUGUCUCGAUCCGCGCCACCUUUUCUCUCGGUCCGCGCGGGGCCCAGCUGACGGACCGCGUUGUUUACGGGCCAGAGUCGAGCCCUAGCUCCCGCCGCCGCCACCAGCCCAGGUGCCCGCCAGUGCGUGCGUCCCCUCUGUCUCAGAUUCUACACAACGCGACUCACCCAGAGCUGCACAGGGCAGAGACGCAGGGGCCCCGGGAAGGGGACACGCCGCGGUGAGCUCUGGACCCUGCGAUUGCAGGCGCGGGACCGGGCCUGGGUGACCCGGGGCUGUAGUCUGCGGGCCGCGCCGCCGCGUUGGUUGCAGCCGAGGCCUCUGCGCUCUUCCCGGGACUGUCCCCAGGGCCCUCUAGACUGGAUAGCUGCGGCUCGUGAGCCACCGUCGUGGAAGAGAAGGACGCGCGGCUCCCAGCGUCUCUCUGGCGACCUCAUCUCGGAGUAUGUCCCCUGCGGGCCGGCGUGGCGUGCUCUGAUAGCCGGGGUCCCCUGCGCUCCUACAGCCAUGGGCUCCGGGAGACGACGUGAGACAACGGCCGCGCCGUUGCUGGUGGCCGUGGCCGCGUUGCUGGUGGGCGCAGCCGGCCACCUGUAUCCUGGAGAGGUGUGCCCUGGCAUGGACAUCCGGAACAACCUGACCAGGCUUCAUGAGCUGGAGAACUGCUCGGUCAUCGAGGGCCAUCUGCAGAUCCUCCUGAUGUUCAAAACCAGACCUGAAGACUUCCGAGACCUCAGUUUCCCCAAACUCAUCAUGAUCACAGACUACCUGCUUCUGUUCCGUGUCUAUGGCCUGGAGAGCCUGAAAGACCUCUUCCCCAACCUCACGGUUAUCCGCGGCUCCCGCCUCUUCUUCAACUAUGCCCUGGUCAUCUUUGAGAUGGUCCACCUGAAGGAGCUGGGCCUCUAUAACCUCAUGAACAUUACCCGGGGCUCUGUCCGCAUCGAGAAGAAUAAUGAACUCUGCUACCUGGCCACCAUUGACUGGUCCCGGAUCCUCGAUUCUGUGGAGGACAACUACAUCGUACUGAACAAAGAUGACAACGAGGAAUGUGGGGAUGUCUGUCCGGGCACUGCUAAGGGCAAGACCAACUGCCCCGCCACCGUCAUCAAUGGGCAGUUUGUGGAACGGUGCUGGACACACAGUCAUUGUCAGAAAGUUUGCCCGACCAUCUGUAAGUCACACGGCUGCACGGCCGAAGGCCUGUGCUGCCACAAGGAGUGCUUGGGCAACUGCUCAGAGCCCGAUGACCCCACCAAGUGCGUGGCCUGCCGCAACUUCUACCUGGACGGUCGGUGUGUGGAGACGUGCCCGCCGCCCUACUAUCACUUCCAGGACUGGCGCUGCGUGAACUUCAGCUUCUGCCAAGACCUUCACUACAAAUGCAGGAACUCCCGGAAGCCUGGCUGCCACCAAUAUGUCAUUCAUAACAACAAGUGCAUUCCCGAGUGUCCUUCUGGCUAUACCAUGAAUUCCAGCAAUUUGAUGUGCACCCCAUGUCUGGGACCCUGUCCUAAGGUCUGCCAAAUCCUUGAAGGCGAGAAGACCAUCGAUUCUGUGACAUCUGCCCAGGAGCUCCGAGGCUGCACUGUGAUUAAUGGCAGCCUGAUCAUCAACAUUCGAGGGGGCAACAACCUGGCAGCUGAGCUGGAGGCUAACCUUGGCCUCAUUGAAGAAAUUUCAGGCUUCCUAAAAAUCCGUCGCUCCUAUGCUCUAGUGUCACUUUCUUUCUUCCGGAAGCUGCAUCUGAUUCGAGGAGAGACCUUGGAAAUCGGGAACUAUUCUUUCUAUGCCUUGGACAACCAGAACCUGAGGCAGCUCUGGGACUGGAGCAAACACAACCUCACCAUCACUCAGGGAAAGCUCUUUUUCCACUACAACCCCAAACUCUGCUUGUCAGAAAUUCACAAGAUGGAAGAAGUUUCCGGAACCAAGGGCCGCCAGGAGAGGAAUGACAUUGCCCUGAAGACCAAUGGGGACCAGGCAUCCUGUGAAAAUGAAUUACUUAAAUUUUCUUUCAUUCGGACGUCUUUUGACAAGAUCUUGCUAAGGUGGGAGCCCUACUGGCCCCCCGACUUCCGAGACCUCCUGGGAUUCAUGCUGUUCUACAAAGAAGCCCCUUAUCAGAAUGUGACGGAGUUUGAUGGGCAGGAUGCUUGUGGCUCCAACAGCUGGACCGUGGUGGAUAUCGACCCACCGCAGAGGUCCAACGACCCCAAAUCUCAGACCCCAAGCCACCCUGGGUGGCUGAUGAGGGGUCUCAAGCCCUGGACCCAGUAUGCCAUCUUUGUCAAGACUUUAGUUACCUUCUCUGAUGAACGCCGGACCUAUGGAGCCAAAAGUGACAUCAUCUACGUGCAGACAGAUGCCACCAAUCCUUCUGUCCCCCUGGAUCCCAUAUCAGUUUCUAAUUCCUCGUCUCAGAUUAUCUUAAAGUGGAAGCCGCCCUCCGACCCCAAUGGCAACAUCACGCACUACCUGGUCUACUGGGAGAGGCAGGCGGAGGACAGCGAGCUGUUUGAGUUGGAUUACUGUCUCAAAGGGCUGAAGCUACCCUCACGGACCUGGUCCCCACCUUUUGAAUCCGAUGAGUCUCAGAAGCACAAUCAGAGUGAGUAUGGUGACUCGGCCAGCGAGUGCUGCUCGUGCCCUAAGACUGACUCUCAGAUCCUGAAGGAGCUGGAGGAAUCUUCGUUCAGGAAGACCUUUGAGGACUACCUGCACAACGUGGUUUUUGUCCCCAGAAAAACCUCUUCAGGCAAUGGUGCCGAGGACACUAGGCCAUCCCGGAAGCGAAGAUCCCUUGAUGAGGUGGGAAAUGUCACAGCCACCAUGCCCACCCUUCCAGAUUUUCCCAACAUCUCUUCCACUGUUUUGCCAACGAGCCAGGAGGAGCACAGGCCAUUUGAGAAAGUGGUGAACAAGGAGUCACUUGUCAUCUCUGGACUGAGACACUUCACUGGCUACCGCAUUGAGUUGCAGGCAUGCAACCAAGACUCCCCAGAUGAGAGAUGCAGUGUGGCUGCCUACGUCAGUGCCCGAACCAUGCCUGAAGCUAAGGCAGACGACAUUGUUGGCCCUGUGACCCAUGAAAUCUUUGAGAACAAUGUUGUACACUUAAUGUGGCAAGAGCCAAAAGAACCCAAUGGUUUGAUUGUGCUGUAUGAAGUGAGCUAUCGGCGAUAUGGUGAUGAGGAACUGCAUCUCUGUGUCUCACGGAAACAUUUUGCCCUGGAGCGGGGCUGCAGGCUGCGAGGGCUCUCCCCAGGAAAUUACAGUGUUCGAGUCCGGGCCACCUCCCUGGCAGGCAACGGCUCCUGGACAGAACCCACCUAUUUUUACGUGACUGAUUAUUUAGAUGUCCCAUCAAAUAUUGCCAAAAUUAUCAUCGGACCCCUCAUCUUUGUCUUCCUCUUCAGUGUUGUGAUUGGAAGUAUUUAUAUAUUCCUGAGAAAGAGGCAGCCAGAUGGGCCAAUGGGACCACUGUAUGCAUCUUCAAACCCUGAAUACCUCAGUGCUAGUGAUGUAUUUCCAUCUUCUGUGUACGUGCCGGAUGAGUGGGAGGUGCCUCGAGAGAAGAUCACCCUCCUACGAGAGCUGGGGCAGGGAUCCUUUGGUAUGGUGUACGAAGGCAAUGCCAAGGACAUCAUCAAGGGUGAGGCCGAGACACGCGUUGCAGUGAAGACUGUCAAUGAGUCAGCCAGCCUUCGAGAACGGAUUGAGUUCCUCAAUGAGGCAUCCGUCAUGAAAGGAUUCACCUGCCAUCAUGUGGUCCGCCUCCUUGGGGUGGUGUCCAAAGGCCAGCCAACAUUGGUAGUUAUGGAAUUGAUGGCUCAUGGAGAUCUGAAGAGUCACCUUCGUUCUCUGCGGCCGGAUGCUGAUAAUAACCCAGGCCGCCCUCCCCCUACCUUGCAAGAAAUGAUUCAGAUGACAGCAGAAAUUGCUGAUGGCAUGGCAUACUUAAAUGCCAAGAAGUUUGUGCACCGGGACCUGGCAGCUCGAAACUGCAUGGUUGCCCAUGAUUUUACUGUCAAAAUUGGAGACUUUGGAAUGACAAGAGACAUCUACGAGACUGAUUACUAUCGGAAAGGGGGCAAGGGUCUGCUGCCUGUGCGGUGGAUGUCACCCGAGUCCCUGAAGGACGGAGUCUUCACUGCUUCUUCUGAUAUGUGGUCCUUUGGGGUGGUCCUUUGGGAAAUCACUAGCCUGGCUGAACAACCUUACCAAGGCCUGUCUAAUGAACAGGUGUUGAAAUUUGUCAUGGAUGGAGGCUAUCUGGAUCCACCUGAUAAUUGUCCUGAGAGACUCACUGACCUGAUGCGCAUGUGCUGGCAGUUCAACCCCAAGAUGAGGCCAACCUUCCUGGAAAUUGUCAACUUGCUCAAGGAUGACCUCCACCCCAGCUUUCCAGAAGUUUCCUUCUUCUACAGUGAGGAGAACAAGGCUCCUGAGAGUGAGGAGCUUGAGAUGGAGUUUGAGGACAUGGAGAGUGUCCCCUUGGAUCGGUCCUCACACUGUCAGAGAGAAGAGGCUGGGGGCCGGGAGGGAGGGUCCUCUCUGAGCAUCAAAAGGACCUACGACGAACACAUCCCCUACACCCACAUGAAUGGGGGCAAGAAGAACGGGCGUGUCCUCACUCUGCCCAGGUCAAACCCUUCCUAACAGCACCUUCUCAGGGAGGGAUUCUUUUCUUUUCUUUCUUAUUCUUUAAAACUCUUCCCUAGUUUGACCACCUCCAGGAAACUCAGGAUUAUCAGGACUCUACCCAGAUGUGAAACUGAGCUCAGAAAUAGUUCAUACACGUUUCUGUUUGUCUUUGACCUAAAAACACACAAGUGUGAUUGCCAGCCCUGCGAGCCUGUUAGAGGGGCUAACUGUGAACUUAGAGGGGUUGGUCCUGC
Molecule: messenger RNA, 4926 nt
Organism: Acomys russatus (golden spiny mouse)
Lineage: Eukaryota; Metazoa; Chordata; Mammalia; Rodentia; Muridae
Gene: Insr
Product: insulin receptor
Exons: 22
Coding region: 533-4687 (1384 amino acids)
Biological process (GO): positive regulation of MAPK cascade; protein autophosphorylation; positive regulation of phosphatidylinositol 3-kinase/protein kinase B signal transduction
Cellular component (GO): membrane; insulin receptor complex; axon
Molecular function (GO): phosphatidylinositol 3-kinase binding; insulin receptor substrate binding; ATP binding
Source: RefSeq, a predicted model, not a curated record